AUGAGCCGGGCCAGAAGAGGUAUGGACAUGGCUCACGCCUACCCCCUGGGACAUGGUCGAGGCCUCCAGGCUGAGGACAGAGCAGAUGAGAAGGUGAAGGCAGGGACGGGGGAAGAGUGUAUUUCGCCUCUCUACGAUGCAGGCGUCUCCAGCGGGGACUCGAGUUUGUGGUUCAGUCGAGAGAGUGCUUGGGAUAUUUCCAAAGUUGUCCAGGGAAAAUAUCCUGGGGGCCUCAGGAGAAGGCGGCCCGGGCAGCUCCAGCGGACCUGGGGUUGGGGGGCCAAGGACAAGUGUACUGAGGAGGGUGCGGGGGACGCGGAGCGGGUCGCGCGGAGCAGACGGACAGCAGUCCGCCCUCAUCCCGGCGGCGGCGGCGAGAGCGGUGUUCUUGGCGCUUCCUGGCCGCGCUUCUCCCUCAGGCUGGGCGAAGAGAAGAGGCAGCGGCGGCGGCGGCAGGAGUCCACCUCGGCCGAAGAGGACAUCAUUGAUGGAUUUGCCAUGACCAGCUUUGUCACUUUUGAAGCGCUGGAGAAAGAUGUAGCACUUAAGCCUCAGGAACGCGUGGAGAAACGCCAGACCCCUCUGACCAAGAAGAAACGAGAAGCACUUACCAAUGGCUUGUCCUUUCACUCCAAGAAGAGCAGACUCAGCCACCCACACCACUACAGCUCAGACCGGGAAAAUGACCGCAAUCUCUGCCAGCACCUCGGGAAGAGAAAGAAGAUGCUGAAGGGACUCAGACAGCUCAAGCCAGGGCAGAACAGCUGCAGGGACAGUGACAGUGAAAGCGCAAGUGGAGAAUCCAAGGGCUUCCACAGGAGCAGCUCUCGGGAAAGGCUCAGCGAUAGUUCAGCUCCUUCCAGCUUGGGAACAGGCUACUUCUGUGACAGCGACAGUGACCAGGAAGAGAAGGCAUCAGACGCCAGCUCUGAAAAACUCUUCAAUACCGUUAUUGUAAACAAAGAUCCGGAGCUCGGGGUCGGCCCACUCCCAGAACACGACAGCCAUGAUGCGGGGCCCAUUGUCCCCAAGAUAUCGGGUCUAGAGAGGAGCCAGGAGAAGAGCCAGGACUGUGGCAAAGAGCCCAUCUUGAGCCCGUGGUGCUUAAAGACCCCUGUCCUCAGCAGCCUGAGCCUCAACAGCCUCAGCAGUAGCAGAAGCAGCACUCCAGCGAAGACUCAACCCGCGCCCCCUCACAUCUCCCACCACCCCUCAGCCUCCCCGUUCCCCCUGUCACUGCCCAACCACAGCCCCCUGCACAGCUUCACACCCACCCUCCAGCCCCCUGCACACUCACAUCACCCCAAUAUGUUUGCCCCUCCCACUGCUUUGCCUCCUCCACCACCUCUGACAUCAGGGAGUCUGCAGGUGCCCGGACACCCGGCCGGGAGCACUUACUCAGAGCAAGACAUCUUGCGCCAGGAGCUGAACACGCGUUUCUUGGCCUCUCAGAGUGCUGACCGUGGGGCCUCCCUGGGCCCCCCGCCCUACCUGCGGACCGAGUUCCACCAGCACCAGCACCAGCACCAGCACACGCACCAGCACACGCACCAGCACACCUUCACGCCCUUCCCCCACGCCCUCCCGCCCACCGCCAUCAUGCCGACGCCAGCACCGCCCAUGUUUGACAAAUACCCUACAAAAGUUGACCCAUUCUACCGGCACAGUCUCUUCCAUUCUUAUCCUCCUGCCGUAUCGGGCAUUCCCCCUAUGAUUCCGCCCACUGGCCCUUUCGGUUCACUGCAAGGAGCAUUUCAGCCGAAGACGUCCAACCCUAUCGAUGUUGCUGCCCGACCUGGGACAGUCCCACACACUCUGCUCCAGAAGGACCCGAGGUUGACAGAUCCUUUCAGACCUAUGUUAAGGAAGCCAGGGAAGUGGUGCGCGAUGCAUGUCCACAUCGCCUGGCAGAUCUACCACCACCAACAGAAAGUCAAGAAACAGAUGCAGUCAGACCCACACAAGCUGGACUUUGGACUGAAGCCUGAGUUCCUGAGCCGGCCUCCAGGCCCCAGCCUCUUUGGAGCCAUCCACCACCCCCACGACCUGGCACGGCCUUCAACUUUGUUCUCUGCCGCUGGUGCUGCACACCCAACUGGGACCCCUUUUGGGCCACCUCCUCAUCACAGCAACUUCCUUAACCCUGCCGCUCACCUAGAGCCUUUUAAUCGGCCGACUACGUUCAGUGGCCUGGCAGCAGUCGGUGGCAAUGCCUUCGGGGGACUUGGAAAUCCUUCAGUUACACCCAACUCAAUGUUCGGCCACAAGGAUGGCCCCAGUGUGCAGAACUUUAGCAAUCCUCACGAGCCCUGGAACCGGCUGCACCGAACGCCUCCGUCGUUCCCGACCCCUCCGCCCUGGCUGAAGCCAGGGGAGCUGGAGCGUAGCGCGUCCGCUGCAGCUCAUGACAGAGAUAGAGAUGUAGAUAAACGAGACGCACCUGUUAGUAAAGAUGACAAAGAAAGGGAAGGCGUCGAGAAGAGACACUCCAGCCACCCUUCACCAGCACCCGUCCUCCCGGUGAGCACCCUGGGCCACAACCGCAGCUCAACCGAACAGAUCAGGGGUCAUUUGAACACUGAGGCGCGCGACAAAGACAAAUCCAAAGAGAGGGAGCGAGACCACUCGGAAUCUCGCAAGGACCCGGGCGCCGACGAACACAAGGCGAAGGAGGGCGCCCUGCCUGAGAAGGACGGCCACGGCCACGGCCACGAGGGGCGCGCCGCGGGCGAGGAGGCCAAGCAGCUGGCCCGCCGCGAGGCAGAGCCGCGCAAGGGCGAGCCGGCCUACGAGAACCCCAAGAAGAGCGCGGAGGUCAAGGUGAAGGAGGAGCGCAAGGAAGACCAUGACCUGCCCCCUGAGGCCCCGCAGACCCACCGGUCCUCAGAGCCACCACCACCCAGCUCCUCGGCCAGCGUGCACCCGGGGCCCUUGGCCUCCAUGCCCAUGACCGUGGGGGUGACGGGGAUCCACCCCAUGAACAGCAUCAGCAGCCUGGACAGGACUCGCAUGAUGACACCUUUCAUGGGCAUCAGCCCCAUCCCGGGCGGAGAGCGCUUCCCAUACCCGUCUUUCCACUGGGACCCCAUUCGCGACCCCUUGAGGGACCCCUACCGAGAGCUUGACAUUCACCGGAGAGACCCGCUGGGCAGGGACUUCCUGCUGAGGAACGACCCUCUGCACCGGCUCUCGACACCCCGGCUGUACGAAGCUGAGCGCUCCUUCAGGGACCGGGAGCCCCACGACUACAACCACCACCACCACCACCACCACCACCCCCUGUCCGUGGACCCGCGGCGGGAGCACGAGCGUGGGGGCCACCUGGACGAGCGGGAGCGCCUGCACAUGCUCAGAGAGGACUACGAGCACCCGCGGCUCCACCCCGUGCACCCCGCCUCCCUGGACGGACACCUGCCCCACCCCGGCCUCCUCACGCCGGGGCUCCCCAGCAUGCACUACCCCCGCAUCAGCCCCACCGCGGGCCCCCAGAACGGACUCCUCAACAAGACCCCCCCGACGGCGGCACUCAGCGCGCCUCCCCCGCUCAUCUCCACGCUGGGGGGCCGCCCCGUUUCCCCCAGGAGGACUACCCCUCUGUCCGCGGAGGUCAGGGAGCGGCCUCCCUCCCACACUCUGAAGGAUAUCGAAGCUCGGUAAGGAGAGGACAGGACACAGGGAGGAGAGGGCCCGCGGCCGCACAGCGCCGGACUCCGGAAAGAGCGAGCGCGAGGGCCGCCAGCGCCCCGAGCGCAGACUGGGGGGGCGGGGCGCCCCGGCCCUUCCCCUUGUAAAAAUGUAUAGACUCAGUGCAGAUUUUGAAAUGUUUUGUAUAUGCUCUGUUGAAAUUUUUCAGAUCUUUUAGCCAAGUCCUAUGUUCCCAUGUCUUCCCCACUCUUUUGGUUUCCUGUAUAAAACUUUUUGAUUUGAACCAAAACAGUAAAGAGGGUAACACUCACCAGUGUGGUGAUGAUCGGGGUGAAAAAUCAAACAGUCCACACAAUCCACCGUGCAGAGCUCUUUCAGACGAGAAGGAAAGGUCAUGUACAUAGUUAUGUAAAAAAAAAAAAAGAAAAGAAAAAAAAAGAUUGCUUCAUGAGCUAAUGGUUCAUAUAUGCAAAAGGGUAAGAUGAAAGCUUUACUUUGUACAGAUGUAAAUAGAUAAAGAUUAAGUAACAUAAUACAUUAAUACUUCUUAAAAUGUGCUAUUUGCAGACUUAAUACCAGUGAGCACAGUCUGCUGUGUUCCCAUGUAUUGUUCUAGACAGCUAAACCCUUCAACUAUGCAAUGAAUGUUAGGGCUUUUCACAAAAGCCCGCCUAACUCAAAGGAGCCUUUUCAAGUCCAUUUACAACAUACUUAAGGUCAUAUUUUCCCUGAACAAGCGCUUACGUGAUAUGACUCUGUUUUCCUUGCUUGUUUUUCAAACGGAGAAACACCCGAUUUUGCAAAUCAGACCCCAGGCUGAAACUUCGCUUCUGAAGUUGCUGCUUGUGGGCCUUUGGCGGUGGGGGGAGAGUGCAGCCCCGGAAAGGUAACCGAGGACGUGAACAACCAGUGCCAGGGAGGAUGGGAGUGGUCAGAUGCCAGGAUCAGGGGACACAAACAGGUGGCCAGCAUCUCGUCACCCUCAGUCACGUGACUGCACACACACCUCAUGUGGGAACCAUGCGUUUUUUUCAGUGUGUCCUGUUUCCUGUCUGUACACACCUCCUCGUUUUGUAAUGAGAUUCAAUUACACCCAAACAGAUCCUGAAAGAAAGCUUCGCGUUUUCUCAGAUGAUGGAUAUGUUUUCACUGUAUUCAAUAGCUGACGAAGUCAAGGUGCACAUUUCCUAGUGUGACUCAUCGUAUUCCAGGCGGUAAUCGAAUCUGGGAGUAGCUGAAACAGGUCAACCUUGGGGGGCCAGGGAGAGUUACCAAGGGUGAAAGGUGGCAGAGACACGGUCUUGUGUGUGCGGUGUGUUUUUGAGUUUGCAUCAAUCUUAAUGUCUCUUCAUGAUACUUUUAUAAUACAUGAAGCCUCUUGUCUACAUAUUUGGAGAGAAUAUGACUUUACUAGCAGAGAAAUACAAUAUAUCUUGUCUACUGGACUGUAAAAUAUAUGUAUGAAAUAAAAUUAGUUCCAUUUGGUCUUCUAGUAUAUUAAAGUGCUAUCUGACAUUGUUAUCCUGUUUUUGCAAAAAAAAAAGUUAACUACAGACCAUUGUUUCUAAUAAGCAGAGAGAUCUAUUUUAGUAGUCAACUGAAGGUUUAGUUGUGAGCUUCAGAUUUUGUGAAUUCCAGAUGUUGUGCAGUGUUUUUGUUUUUUUUUUUAAGACAACUAAAAAGGAAAAAAAAAUCCAAGGAAUAUGUACACUGGAACUGUAGUGGUAGCUUUCAGUAUUGUAAAGAGAUUGUUCUAUACAGACCUUUUUGCUGUUUCUCCUGUAUGUAAUAAAGUCCUUUCUAGAUCCUAUGUGAAAAGAAACGUGAACCGACUUGAGUCUUCAGCAUGUUCUCAUCGGCGGAGCCUUCUUGUGUUAUGUAAACUGUGCCAUGUUAUUAAAAAAUGUGAACUAA
This is a messenger RNA of Vicugna pacos (alpaca), 5559 nucleotides long. The record is from RefSeq and is a predicted model, not a curated record. NCBI's taxonomy places the organism in Eukaryota, Metazoa, Chordata, Mammalia, Artiodactyla, Camelidae.